Molecule: messenger RNA, 1542 nt
Organism: Penicillium soppii
Lineage: Eukaryota; Fungi; Ascomycota; Eurotiomycetes; Eurotiales; Aspergillaceae
Product: cytochrome P450
Exons: 4
Coding region: 1-1542 (513 amino acids)
Molecular function (GO): monooxygenase activity; heme binding; oxidoreductase activity, acting on paired donors, with incorporation or reduction of molecular oxygen
Source: RefSeq, a predicted model, not a curated record
AUGCCUCUCAAUUCCCUGGUGAUGGAAAGCUGGAAUCAAGCCCUGACUGUGCUAUCAUUCUGGAAACUGACUUGUGUUAUUCCCGCUUUGCUGGUCACCUAUUUUGCGAGCUGGAGCGUUUACACUCUCUUUCUGCAUCCGCUGAGCGAUUACCCCGGCCCCAAACUAGCAGCCAUCACCCCUCUGGUCCACGUUGUCUGGGACAUCCAGGGCAAGCAGCAUUCUGUCAUAACCAGUCUCCAUGACAAGUAUGGAGACGUCGUCCGCAUUGCCCCGAAUGCCCUAGCCUACCGCGCCGCCUCCGGCUGGAAAGAUAUCUAUGGCCACCGCAAGAAAGGCCAAAAAGUCUUCCGAAAAGAUCCAGCCCUGUACGCUCCCACUCCCAAUGGAGUAAAUGCCAUCAUCACGGCCCAGGAGGACGCGCACCAGCGCAUGCGUCGUUUGCUCACCCACGCCUUUUCAAACAAAGCCCUCAAGGCGCAGGAGGAAAUCCUGCAGACAUAUGCUGAUAUGCUGAUCGAAAAGCUCCGAGGAAUUAUGGGGAAUACAUCAUCCCAGCGCAUCGAUAUCGCCCGCUGGUUCAACUUCACUACCUUCGACCUCAUCGGUGACCUCGCUUUUGGCGAACCUUUCGGCUGUCUAUCGAGCAGCACAUAUCACUGGUGGGUUCUUAUCAUUUUGGACGCGGUCAAGGCAAGUGCAUACCUCAAAAUAUUUUGGUUUUACUCUUUCCUCCUACCACUUGCCAAGUUCCUGGUUCCUAAGGACUUGAUCGAAAAGCGAACUAAGAGCUUCAACCUCAGCGUUGAGAAAGUCCGUCGUCGACUUGCUCGUGGUACUACUCGUCCUGAUUUCACUUCAUACAUCCUCAAACACACAAAAGAAGGUCUUGGUAUGUCUCUUGAAGAGAUGGAUGCCAACUCUGCUGUGUUUGUGCUGGCUGGUAGCGAGACUACUGCUGCGUUGCUUUGUGGUGCGGUUUAUUAUCUCAAUCGUCACCGGGACAAGUACCAGCGUUUGGUUAGGGAGAUCCGUGGCUCAUUUGCCAAGGAGGAAGAUAUUAGCCUCGCUGCUCUUGUUGAGCUCCCUUAUCUCAAUGCCGUUCUGAUGGAAAGCAUGCGUGUCUACCCACCCAUUCCAUCCAUGCUGCCUCGUAUUGUUCCCGAGGGUGGUGCAAUGAUCAAUGAACGCUACGUUCCUGGCGGGACCUCCGUCUCGAUGUCCCCCUACUCGACCUUCCAUGCUGCGGCGCACUUCAGAUACCCAGAUAGCUUCAUCCCAGAGCGUUGGCUAUCAGAGACCAUCGAGUUCGAGGACGACAAGAAGGACGCCUUCCAGCCCUACUCGUGGGGUCCUCGGAAUUGCCUUGGCCAACAUCUCGCCAACGCAGAGAUGCGCUUACUGCUCACCAAAGUGUUCUGGAACUUCGAUAUCGAGCUGCCCUCCGAAUCCCUCGGCUGGAUCAACCAGAAGUCCUUCUCGCUAUGGAAACGACCAGAACUGAUGGUCAACCUUUCCCGUGCGAACAGUUGCCAGUCCUAA